This is a messenger RNA of Nematocida major, 291 nucleotides long. Its product is annotated as mediator of RNA polymerase II transcription subunit 31. The transcript has a single exon. Gene Ontology annotation, biological process: regulation of transcription by RNA polymerase II. Gene Ontology annotation, cellular component: core mediator complex; mediator complex. The record is from RefSeq and is a predicted model, not a curated record. Gene Ontology annotation, molecular function: transcription coregulator activity. NCBI's taxonomy places the organism in Eukaryota, Fungi, Microsporidia. Bases 1 to 291 code for a protein of 96 amino acids.
AUGUCCAGAUUCACUGAGGAGCUGGAGUUUGUCCAGUGCCUGUGCAACCCGCAGUAUUUGCAGCACCUGUACCAAAAGGGGUACUUCAACCGAGCAGACUUUAGGCAGUUCCUUGAGUAUUUGCAGUACUGGAAAAGGCCCGAGUACGCAAAAUGCCUCUUCUUUCCACAGGCCCUCAACAUCCUGGACCUUCUAAUUAACUCGAAGGAGUUUGUUGAGUCUCUGAAGUAUAAGCAAAUGGUGGACUUCCUCGCCUCCCAGCAAUAUCUUCAGUGGAAAAAUCGGAGGUAA